GGGAUCAGGCGGGUGGUAGCCCAGCUGGAGCUCUGGUGGACAGCCGUCACCCAGUGAGUCUGUGGUUGAAGUGAAGCCUAAACUAGGUGUGUGCUUUCUUGCUUUAAAACAUGUCUUGAACACUGUCCGGGGCAGGAGUCCUCUCCGAGUGGUGUCUCGCGAUGGAUCAUACAUCAAAACUGAUGGGGCGUUGAAACCAGAAAAGCAGCAGCAAACCCACUAAAAUGGCGACCGUGGAAACGGACACUACCCAACGACAGCAUCCCGGGGCUUGGGCUUUGCUUGAGGUCUCUGUCCUUUUCGCGAUUCGGCGUGUGUCAGCUUCUGACUUGUGUGGCUGAUGCUGAGGAAGGGGAGAGCUCCUUGCCGCCGAAUUGUCUAUUUGUUUCCCCAGCGAAGGACAGCGGUUACUUUGAGCCGGUCCGUGCUUUCACCAGCUCUCCUGGGAAUGUAGCAAAGGGUUGGUCCCUCUUGUCCUGCGUGGUACGCUUCGUCCAAGGCAGCUGUGGUUCAGUCACACUGGGGUGUUUCUCCCCUCAUUCUGCCUGGUGUUUCCUUAAAAAGCUGCUUCUGUGUGCGUGCGUGUGUGCCGGUUCGUUCAUUGCCCAGCUCUGCCUCCAUCUAAGGAUAAGAGUAGCAACAAGAAGAGCUGUGCAGAAUCAGGCCAAUGAGCAUCUGGCUGAAUCUUGUGUUCGCACCCUGCAUGGCCAGCCAGCUGCCUGCAGGAUUUAUCAAGCCGGGCAAGAGACGGCAGCACUCUCCUGCCCAUGUGCCCCAGCAAGUGGUGUCCACGGGCCCCCCGCCUGUGAUACUGAAGGUAGCACACAGCCGCCAGGACUGGUCGCUCUGGGCAGCCUCCUCUUGCAUGAAUUAGGCCAGCCUCCUUUCAGCUGUCCAAAUCGGGGGCCACCCCAUAUCUCAAGGCAGUGAAUUCCACAGUUUAGCUCUGUGUUGUGUGAAAAAGGCCUGCCUUGGAUCUGUCCUGAAUCCCUCUCUCCUUCAGAUGACUCCAUGUUCAAGUCCUGUGAGAGGAGACCCCCUCGCAAUUCAGCACUUGGUGGGCAUCUGUCGUGGCCCCGUUACCUUGCUUUUCCGGAGACAGAUAAUCCCGGUUGUUGUAGCCCUUCCGCGUUGGAGAGUUGCUCCAGCCCCAGUCCGGGCCGCUUUCUGUACUUUCUCCAGUCAGCAUCGUGUUCAGGUUCAGGGACUAGUAUUCGCAGUAGUGCUUGCACCGCAGUUCUGCAUAAAGUGAUUAAGACCUUGGCAAUUCUGUGUUCGGCCCCUUCUCUGGUUUUGUCUAGCGUGGGGUUUGCCUGUUGCACAGUAGCUGCGUGCCGAGUCGGCGUUUUCAUUGAGCCGUCCGCUCUCUCUUGGUCAGUCGCCGCUUGGUCAGUGCCCACCGGCUUGCAGUGGCCGCACUGGCCAGGCUGAGGCCCGUCCGCUCACUUCGGGAAGACCCUCAAAAUCCCCUUAUUUUAACCAUCCUAUAUAAUUGGGUUGUUACCAGCGCACCCGGCCAUUUCACCACUCACUCCUAAUUCCAGUUCAUUUACAGAGAAGCUGAAAAGAAGUAGCUUCAGUACAAGUCCCUGUGGGAGCCCGGUGUUUACGUUCCCAUUUAAUUCUCCGUCGGUGUUCCUACUCUCUCUCUCCUUGCCGUUCUUUAACCAGUUACUGUUGAUAAGGAGAUACUUUUGAAUAUGAGAAAUGCCCGGAUGCUUAUACUGCUUGGCUGAGCAAGCCCCCAUCGGAGGCUGUGUUGCUUGGAGUGGGCGGGGGCUGGGUUGUUGCAUGCUUAGGCCUCUUGCGUGUUGCGUGGCUGAGCCAGGUGGGGGAAUGUUGUGCGGCUGGACUACUGAUGGGACUGUUGCUUGGGGCCAGACAAGUGUGAGGAAUAGGAGCACCUCCAGGUCUAAAUUUGGAAUGAGAGGCAGCUGCUCAAAGCUUGCUAGAGAGUAGUCUUAAUUGUGCACAUCUGCUUUUCAGCCCUUAAAAUUCAGCAGUAUGAGAUGUCCUAAUGAUGAUUAAUUGAGACUGGCAAAAUGCUUUAAGUUCAAAGGGGUAAGCUCUGCACAAGACCGAAUGGAACCUCAGAAUCCUGAGGGGCAGCUUUGCAUUUCCUCCUCUGGCUUAUAUUCUAAGCUACCCUUGGGGCUUUCUUUUAGUGAAUCUAAAUCUUAGUAUGUUUGAACUGGGCAUACUGGUUUUGGCGCCCUUGUGGGCUUGGGUGGGAGGAAGAGCACAGUCAUGUUGGCCCAACAAGGUUAUGUUGUGUGCAGUCACUUUUGCCGUUGUGUGUGUGUGUUUAUUACCCAUAGCUGCCCUUAGGCACCUCAUGGGAAGGCAGUUUCUAACAGAGAAGGAUGCUCCCCUUGUUGGAUCCGGGGCAGAGAGUGGUGAUGGAGACAGCUUGUCGCAAUCACUGGUGUGUGGCUGUCAGAAGAGAGAAUCAGGGCCUGUACGUUUAGGCAGUUUGGGAAUAACGGAGGGAGGCCCUGCCAAGGGUCCAAAUGCUUUGCUGCGUACCUCAGGCGGUCCGUGCAAGUUGGCCUCUGCAGCUGGGAGGGGUCCACAGCGUUUGGAUAUUGUGCCGGCUGUAUGCACAGGGUGGGCCCAGCGGUUGAACGGCAGCGGCUGGCUGCUCCCCAAAUGACUGCAACGCUUCGUGAGGUGCCUAGCACAGGAAUUGCGUGGAAAAGGAGAGCGCCUGAGCUGGGCGUUCAUGGUUUCUGAUUGUGAUUAUCCCUGUUUCUGGCUUGUUGGUGUAUGUGAACCUGGAAAGUCUGGCUUGUUUACGGGUGACCCAGGCCAGCUAGUGAAAAGAGCUUGAGUAGAAGAGUCAGGUCGGACUUCCCCCAGAGAAGCCUGGACAGCUGCGGCCUGGUGUGGCUGGGUAUCAAGUAAUUCUAUCCAGAUCAUCCCAGCUGUCCUGACACAUCUCUGGGUACCAGAUGUUGGAGCAGGCGCUUGCCUGCCUGAGAUCCUGCUUGUGAGUUUCCAGGGGAAGACACAAUUUGAUGACGCUUCUGCAAGAUUUUGGGGAGACAGGAAUACUUUGAAGGGGUGAAGGCGACCCAAAGAGAAGAAGAGCGGUUUUGGAGCUGAGCAGUGCCGCUUCUGUAUGUGUGCAGAACUGGAUCGCCGUGUCGUCCAGGCUGUGGAGGGCAGGACCUUGAGAAGUUUUGGACUUUGUUCCAAGAAGCACGGCCAGUGGUCAGGAAUGCUGGGAGUUGAAGUCCAAAAUGUCUGGAUAUCCACUUCCUCCUCAUCCCGAUCUGGAGCAUUACUGUCCAACCUAACCGGCUGGGUGUCUCCAAGGCAAAGAUCUCGCUCAGCUCUGCUUUCAGCAGCAAGCAGCAGAAGCCGGGGCUGCUGGAAGGAAGUACUCGAACCUAUGAUUCCAUGAAAACGAGCUGAAAACAAGAUGGCCUUAAGGAAACCGCUGUGACAGCCGCGCAUGAGGCUCUGUGCUGUGUGUGUGAAGAAUUAGAUUCUUGGGGUUCUGUUCAAGAGCUGUUGUGAUACAAAAACGCUUUGGGCUUUGAGGACACCGGUUCCAAGUGCCAGAGCAGGCUGGCUUCGGUGUGCAGAGUUCUGCUUAAUUUUGUUUACGAGAACUCCAAGCUGCACCGAGUUGCGUCUGGGGCAGGAAAACAGACGCUUAGAAUUAAACCCUCUGAAUCCCAGGAACUGGUUUUGAGUACCAAAACAAAAUGGGGCUCUCAGUCUUUCCACACACAAGUCAAGUUCUGGUUAUGCAAAACUUUCUUUAUUUCAGCCGUGCAAUUCAGGCUUGGGGUGUUUCUGCUGUUGUUGAAAAGCUGCGAGUCAGAAAUCCUUGCCAGUCUGUUGCAAAUCACUCAGAUCCACCAGUGGAACCAGAUGCACUUUCCGUCCACUCCAGCUCAGGGCACAAUCCAGUAUUGUCCUUUAACCUCACUGGUGCGCAAAAUUACAGAGCGCUGCCCUCCCAUUUCUCUUCAUUUCUUCAUGGCAGCCCCCGAAAGACAGCCCGGAUCAAUCUUACAGCACUUCACUUCUUUAAAAAAUGCACACUGGUCUUCUCCCUCCUCCCCCAAAUCAGCCCACAGAAACUGAAAUCGGCAGCUGCUUUCUCUGAAAAUAACAUGUCUAUUGUCUCAUGUGUGGCUUCAGAUUUGGCAUGAUCGUUGCUUCGGAGAGGUUGCUUUCAACAGGUUAUUUGAGGGCAAAGGAAUGUCUUAGCCUUACCAAGAAUUAAGCUUGCGCCUUCGCUUAUGUGCCGUUUUCUCCUGGAGGCAGUUUGCUGUGGCGAGGACAUUAUGUACUUCAAGUUCUCCUUUGUGCAUAAGGGCUAAAGUUGACUCUCAAAUCCUUUGGGGAUUUUGAUAGCUCUCUCGCAGAAACCCCAUCAGACCAUGAAAUGUGUUUGCUGCAACACAAGGUAGAAGUCAUGUCCUGGUUUAAAGUGGAAGCUUUGCCUUCGGCAUCUUCUACCUGUGCCUUCUUAAGAAAUGCAGUCUCUGAGCAUGGGCAGAGUGGGUUGCCCUGACAGUGACUUACCUCCCUUACCCAGGAACCAGAUGUGCCCAUAGAUGCCCCGUGCAAACCCACUAUCUGGCGCAGGGAGUUGCUUCCUGAAUAUCCCUGCUUCCAUUUCCGUUGAAAUUUAAAGCGAGUUGCUACCAUUCUAGCCAACGAGCAGUUUGGGAAAUUCUCUGGCAGCCCUCUGAAGGUUGUGGGGCACACCAUUUAGGGUGCGUGGGAUUCCCCUGGAACUCCUAGAGAGCCUUCCAGCCCAGGAUUGCUGGAAUCUCUUGCAGUUUUGCAGCCCUUUGUUCAACACCUCACAGAUUAAAACUAGCACCUUGAAUGGGAUUCAGCAAACAGGAAUGCUGGCACAAAUGCCGGAACACCAGCAAAGGGUGCUGUCAGUGACCUACCUAGGCCAGGACAAAAUGAUAAAAAUGUGCUCGUAUUUUUCAGGAAGUCACACUCUUAGAUGUUUUAUGCUCCCAUUGUGCUCUGUGAAUACGGCCUUUGAUCUAAAGUACCGUUCAUGUGAGUGUGUGUGUGGGGGGGAAUGUUCUUGUUUCUCAUUGGCCUCUUGCCUGCCACUCUGCCCCCCCCCAAAAAAAAAGCUGGGGGGAAGGUUAGUAUCCCUUGAGCUGCUGUUCACAGAGGCAGCUUCAGAGCAAAGUCAAGAUAUCUGCCUUUCAGUCACAGCCAGACUAGCACCUCUUCUGUCUUCAGCAAACUCGUUAGUGCUGGUGCAUUUGACUUUUGUUCAAGAAGCCACUUCCUCCAGGGUUUGAAACCUGCUUCAGCAUUUCAAGCAGGAAUGCCAGUUCGCACGACUUGGUUCUUGAAAGAAAGCCAUCUUUCCAGGUUUUUUCCCAUGCUGGCACUUGUGGGGCUUCUUCAAUAGAGCUGGGAGAACCGAAGCCACUGAUGCGGCUAGAUGCUAUGCUGGCCUUCAUUGUGGAUUAUUUUACCCAAGUCAGCCUGUCAUGCUUAUGGGCAACCUCUUUCAUUAUCCUCUAUUUCUACACUGCCCAGUAGCCAAAGCUUUCUGGGCAGUUCACAGUCAUUUCAGGGGUUGGCAUGUCAUGCAGACCUGGCGAGCUGGGCUUGUAUUAUGGUUAAACAGACCUCACAUAGCCCAACCUAACCCACGCUUGCUGGGUUUGCAUGAUAUUGCCCCCAAACUGGGGUUGUGUAUUCAAAAUACUGCAUGCACUUCACUGUAGGUUAGUUACAUAGUCCGUGAGUUGGUGGUGUUUCAUGUCAACAGGCCCGCUGGGUUCUGCUUCGGCUUGACUCAGGGCCGGCUUGUGGGGUUAUAUCCAGAUUGCAGAUGGACCCUGCAGUGAGGCGGAGCUGAUGCAGGAAAGUGUCCCGGCUUGUGCUUCUCCCUUCUCAGCAACCUGGGCGUGCAUGUGCACUCCUGCAGGCUAGUGAGAGCACUGUGGUCUAGUAACUUGAAGGAAUUGUUCAAAGUCACUUUAGGUUGUAGUUUGUUCUCCCUUAUGGGAGUAUGGCAAAUCUUGUAUAAUCCCCAGGCCCCAUCGUAACCCAGAUACAGUGUCUGUAUGAGACAGAUGUUUUUCUUCCUAUGUUUCCUUAUCUCUUCCCUUUUUCUGUCUCCCUUUAUCUAAUUUUUGAUUGUAAGCCACUCAGGACAGAGACCUGUAAGCCUGUAAAGUGCCAGGUGCAUAGAUAUACAAGUCAGAGAAUGCAAUCAAUAGAAAUAAAUUUCCAAGUUAGAGGCUUUUAUAUCUUGACUUAUGUUUUGCCUGCAGGAUGUGGCAGACGCUUUGUUCUGCUUAAAGCACUGAAAAUAACUUUGAAUGUGUUUUGAAUGGGCUCCAUUGAUGGAAGGAUUAUUUCAGACUCGCCUGCAAAGUAUUCUAACGAUUCCAGUAUUGAAAGUAAACAUGAAGUCACGAUCCUAGGAGGACUCAACGAAUUUGUAGUCAAGUUCUAUGGACCACAAGGAACACCGUACGAAGGUGGCGUGUGGAAAGUUAGGGUGGACCUUCCGGACAAAUACCCCUUCAAAUCCCCAUCAAUAGGAUUCAUGAAUAAAAUUUUCCAUCCCAACAUUGAUGAAGCGUCAGGAACUGUAUGUCUAGAUGUAAUUAAUCAGACUUGGACAGCUCUCUAUGAUCUUACCAAUAUAUUCGAGUCGUUCCUGCCUCAGUUGCUGGCCUACCCCAACCCCAUAGAUCCCCUUAAUGGUGACGCUGCGGCCAUGUACCUUCACCGACCAGAGGAAUACAAACAGAAAAUUAAAGAAUACAUUCAGAAAUAUGCAACAGAGGAAGCACUGAAAGAACAGGAAGAAGGCACCGGGGACAGCUCUUCGGAGAGCUCCAUGUCUGACUUUUCAGAGGAUGAGGCCCAAGAUAUGGAAUUGUAGUAGAAGCAGCGCCCUGCUUUUCAGAGAGACUGACUUCCUAACCAUGCGCUGAGAAGCAGACUAUAAUAUUCAUAUUUAAACAAAGCAAUUUUUUAUUACUAAACAAGGUUUUUAUGAAUAAUAGCAUUGAGAUAUAUAUACAUAUAUAUAUCACCCUUUAGAUCUUGAUUUAUUGGUCAUUUCUCAGAACCCAAGCGCAUUUCCCACAUUCCACUUGGUAGCAAUAUGAAGCCCAGAUGCGUGCAUGCAUCCAUCCACCCAUAAUUCCAUUUGAGCUGAGUCAACCUGUGGGCUACCGAACUGUCAACCUAACCACACGCUUUGCUAGGGAGAGGGCAUGGAUGUUCCCUUUUCUUCUUUUCUUCCUUUUUUUAAUUAAUGGUUCCAAAGACGGCAGGCACUCUUGGAUGCAAAAAUGGAACAGCACUUUCAGAAUGUAAAAGGAAAAUAUUGGGGGAUAAAUGCUAGACAGACGAGGCAGUGAAGUCAGCCGUGCCCUUUCAUUUCUUCCCGGCUGCUUACACCUUGACUGGAGUCGUCCUUUUGAAAAAAACACCAACUGAAUGCAUUGACGAGUCAGAAUUUUGCAAGGUGGCUUUGCUACUAAGUACGCUUUGUAUGGACUUCCUGCCUAGAGCCUGGUGGUGCAAUUGGCCUGGUUUGCUCGGAGGAGCUUCCGGAAGCCGACGGCUGGGCUGUUGCGUCACCUUCCCGGCCUGGAUGCUCGCUGGGUCCUCUUCUGUUUCUAAGGCACAGAAGGCAAGCACUGUUCAAGGUUGGCUUGACUCACCCGGAGUGCAUAGCGUUCAGCCCAUCUCGGUCCUGCUGGCAAAAGCCACUGGGCAGUCAUUACAUAGAUACAUCAAUGCACAUGCGCGCCCUCUCGAUGCGCCUGCCAGCGCUGCACAAGGUGGGCUGCAGGCGUGGGCUUGUGACCAGGCCGAGGUGUCCGUGCGCUCCCUUUGCCGCUGCUCGCAGCUCUGUCGGCACACGUGUCCACCUGCUCCCCAGCUGCUCUGAAGGACCCUUUCUUCGGUGGGCAGGCCAGGCAACCUAGGAAAGCCCCCUGUGGUGGACUGGGUGGGGGCUUCUCUUCAAGAGGGGGAGUGGGCAAGAGUGCCGGUCUCAGAGAUGCGUAAUUGGAUUUUCCAAAAUUUCUUCUGGUGCAUUUUGAACCCAUGAGGUCUUCCCCCCGGCCCUUGCAUUUAGUCGUUAGCAAACCUCAUUCUGUAAAUGCCUACCUGGGACGUCGGUGAUACUUGAAUAUGGAUCAGAGCGAGAGCGCCCAGCAAGAUGGAUCUCUGAUUCGGAUGCUGCCUCUGCUGUAUUGGGGAGGAUUCCGAAGGGAAGUCUUUGUAGGGAGCAGCCGUUGGUGUCGGCUCCGGAGGCAGAAUAUGGGAUUUAAACGUGGGUGACUCAAGCAGAACCCUGAAUGUCAAACAAAGCUCAGUAAAUUGUAUUUCUCCCCGGUUGUUUCCUUGAAAGUUUGGAGUCGGGGUGUGUGUGUGUCUCUUUGGUGGUGGGAGGGGAUGUCAGAAAGUACAAUCCUAAAGCGUGAUCCGUUUGCUUUUUCCCUUUUGGAAAGAACUUCUGUAUAGUAGAAUCUGACUUUGGCAUGAUUAUUUUCCUUUAAUAAAGCAAAAGCAUACCAAG
Molecule: messenger RNA, 8554 nt
Organism: Varanus komodoensis (Komodo dragon)
Lineage: Eukaryota; Metazoa; Chordata; Lepidosauria; Squamata; Varanidae
Gene: UBE2H
Product: ubiquitin conjugating enzyme E2 H
Exons: 7
Coding region: 6341-6901 (186 amino acids)
Biological process (GO): protein polyubiquitination; ubiquitin-dependent protein catabolic process
Cellular component (GO): nucleus
Molecular function (GO): ubiquitin conjugating enzyme activity
Source: RefSeq, a predicted model, not a curated record